AUGCAAUCAGCUAACGCGUACUCGGUGAUAACGAAGCCUCACGUUUCAACCCCUGAUAAUAUCAUCAUUCGCUCUUUAUACAAGACUGACACGAGCAAAGCAUGUUCCGAUUGUAUUUACCUCUUAGCAGACCGAAAUUCACCUUAUUGGAUACCAGCACUACCCGAUAUUGGUCAUCGUUUAUUACCAUACUGGACAUAUUUUCCAGUGAAUAACUAUUAUCUCUUAGCAUCAUUUGUUUUAGUUAUUAUUCGUUAUAUUUUUCAACGCGAUAUCCGGUUGAUUGUAUUUCGACGAUGGCUCUUCCUUCAAGCCGCUAUGUUUAUUAUGAGAAGUGUAUCCAUAUACGUAACUUCAUUGAGUGUACCAUUACCUGGCUGUAAUACAACAGCAACAGGUUCACCGCCUGUCGAAGCAUUUUAUAUUAUGUUUUUAAUUCAUGAAACAUGCGGAGAUGUUCUUUUCUCUGGUCAUACAGUAACAUUGACCUUGUGUGCUCUAGCUUGGACGACUUAUUCGAAGGGAGAAGAGUAUUAUCCAAUACGUUGGUUAUGGUCUCGAAUAAAGAAAACUAAUGAAGAAACAGUAUCCCAUCGAUCCGGAUGGUUCUAUCCAAAAUUGGACUCAACAGGUGAUCCAUUAUCAUUCUACCUGACAUCGAUUCUUGUUUGGGUAUUUACUGUCAUUGGUUAUUUACUUAUUAUCGCAACUCGAUUUCAUUAUACAGUCGAUGUUUUUCUUGGUUUUCUUCUUUCACAAUUAACUUGGAAGACAUAUCACUAUUAUAUAAAGACUCUCGCCGAACGACGAAAUAUCGUUAUUACUCGUUUUUUUCUUUGGUUCGAAAGCCACGGAAAGCCAUCAAUCAUCGAUCCUGUAAGUUUGCGUACAGGCCCAGCGAGUGUUGAUGACAGUCAAACGGUAUUUACACAAAACAUUCAUGAAACUAUACACUCUGGCAAUACUAGCGAUGUUUAA
Adineta ricciae is the source of this 978-nucleotide messenger RNA. NCBI's taxonomy places the organism in Eukaryota, Metazoa, Rotifera, Eurotatoria, Adinetida, Adinetidae. The record is from the annotation of a GenBank genome assembly.